Neogale vison (American mink) is the source of this 703-nucleotide messenger RNA. Its product is annotated as long-chain-fatty-acid--CoA ligase 3-like. Lineage: Eukaryota; Metazoa; Chordata; Mammalia; Carnivora; Mustelidae. Gene Ontology annotation, biological process: long-chain fatty-acyl-CoA metabolic process; neuron differentiation; long-chain fatty acid metabolic process. The transcript is spliced from 2 exons. Gene Ontology annotation, molecular function: long-chain fatty acid-CoA ligase activity. The coding region runs from base 1 to 639 and encodes 212 amino acids. The record is from RefSeq and is a predicted model, not a curated record. Gene Ontology annotation, cellular component: lipid droplet; plasma membrane; endoplasmic reticulum.
AUGGCAGUUGUCCUCAGAGCAAAGUUUCUUGUUGGGACAUUCAUCCAGGAGGUGCCAUUUCCUCCGGCUUUGACUCCUUUCUCAAAUCUGCCUGAUGUCCUUCCACAGCUCUCGGUGCUGGGCCGUAGGCUACAUGAAGGUACCAGAUUCAGGAAUUUUGGGAGAAACAAAGGAGGUAUUGACCCUGAUGUUUGUUUAAAGAUUAUUGAUCGUAAGAAGGAUCUUGUGAAACUGCAGGCCGGAGAACAUGUUUCUCUUGGGAAAGUAGAGGCAGCCCUGAAGAACCUCUCCCUUAUAGAUAACAUUUGUGCAUACGCAAACAGUUAUCAUUCUUACGUCAUUGGGUUUGUUGUGCCAAACCAAAAGGAACUUACAGAACUCGCUCGAAAGAAAGGACUUCACGGGACUUGGGAGUUGCUGUGUAACAGCUGUGAAAUGGAAAACGAGAUCCUCAAAGUGCUUUCUGAAGCUGCUAUUUCAGCGAGUCUAGAAGAAUUCGAAAUUCCAGUAAAAAUUCGUUUGAGCCCAGAACCGUGGACCCCCGAAACUGGUCUGGUGACAGAUGCCUUCAAGCUGAAACGUCAAGAGCUUAAAACACAUUACCAGGCAGACAUUGAGCGAAUGUAUGGAAGAAAAUAGUUCUUCUCUUUCAGCAUCGUUUGCUGCAGGAAGCUCAGAUCAGAUAGGAAAAUACUUGAAGUGC